AUGGAGGAUUCCCUGGAUCAGCCCCAGCCCUGGUGGAAGAUCCAACUGUUCGUUUGGGAGCCAGUGCUUUUUGGGACAUGGGAUGGUGUGUUCACAUCCUGUAUGAUCAACAUCUUUGGUGUUGUCCUUUUCCUCAGGACUGGCUGGCUGGUGGGGAACACUGGGGUGCUCAUGGGCAUGGUCUUGGUAUCCUUGGUCAUCCUCGUUGCCCUGGUGACUGUCCUGUCUGGCAUCGGUGUUGCAGAGCGGUGCAGCGUUGGAAGUGGGGGGGUCUACUCCAUGAUCUCUUCUGUUCUCGGUGGGCAGCUCGGAGGUACUUUUGGCUUGCUGUAUGUGUUCGGUCAGUGUGUUGCAGGGGCCAUGUAUAUUACCGGCUUUGCAGAAUCAAUCUCAGAUUUGCUGGGCCUCAGGAAUAUCUGGGCAGUGAGAAGCAUUUCAUUUGCUGUACUUUUGGGUUUGCUGGGCAUUAACCUUGCUGGAGUGAAGUGGAUAGUUCGCCUUCAGCUGCUGCUGCUCUUCUUGCUGGCUGUCUCCACAUUGGAUUUUGUGGUUGGCUCUUUCACACACCUGGACCCAGAGCAUGGCUUCGUGGGGUACACACCAGAACUGCUACAAAACAACACGCUUCCAGAUUACAGCCCUGGGGAGUCCUUCUUCACCGUGUUCGGGGUUUUCUUUCCUGCAGCCACAGGAGUCAUGGCUGGUUUCAACAUGGGGGGUGACCUUAGAGAGCCUGAAUCCAACAUCCCAAUUGGCUCGCUGGCAGCAGUUGGCAUCUCGUGGUUUCUCUAUAUCAUCUUUGUCUUUCUGCUGGGUGCUAUCUGUACCCGGGAGGCCCUCCGAUAUGAUUUCAUGAUUGCAGAAAAGGUGUCUUUGGUGGGCUUCCUCUUCCUCUUGGGGCUGUACAUCUCUUCGCUGGCCUCCUGUAUGGGGGGCCUGUAUGGAGCCCCCCGUAUACUGCAGUGCAUUGCGGAAGAGAAAGUGGUUCCAGCCUUGACGUUUCUGGGGCAGGGGAGAGGACGGAAUAAAACCCCUGUGGCUGCCAUUUGCUUAACCAGCCUGGUGACCGUGGCCUUCAUCUUUGUGGGUCAAGUGAAUGUCCUGGCUCCGAUCGUCACCAUCAACUUCAUGCUCACUUAUAUUGCCAUAGACUACUCUUACUUCACCUUGUCUAGGAGUCACUACAACCUCAACCAGAAGCUUGCCACUGGCAGGAGGGAAGGCGCUGGGGCUUCCUGCUGCUCGGAGCACCUGUUGCUGGACAAAGGGUCUGGCUAUGGCUCCGAAGGCACCUUCCACGCCAGCCCUGAGGGCACCCUGUUGGAGUUCACCAAAGACCUGGAUCAACUUUUCCACCUCACCAGGUUAGGCCAGAACGGUGCGAGGAAAGGAGAGAGAGACAGGAUCAAGGAGAGGAAGAAGAUGAGGCACCAAAGAGCGACUAAGCAAACUCUGCAGGAGAGCUUCCUCUUGGACCUCAACUCCCCAGCCCCUCCAUCCUCCCCCAUGUGCUCGAGGACGGUGACCGCCUCCUCCUCAGAGGGACAGGAGCCUCGCUUCACCCAGCAGAGUCUCUUGAGGGAAGGGAGCAUGUCUUCGUCCCAGACCGAGGGAGACCAUGAAGACCAUUUGCUGUAUGGAAGUCAGCGGCUUCUUGAGCCUGACAGAGAAGAUUCUUUCCCAAAGCUCAAUUCCCAGGAACAGGAUGUUGAGAGGAGACCAAUUUCCUUCUACACUCAAUUGUGCAACCCGUGGGUCUCCCUGCUUGGGGCCAUCAGCUCCCUCGCUGUCAUGUUUGUGAUUCAAUGGAUCUACGCCUUGGUUGACAUAGGGGUCGCUGUUAUCCUCUAUUUCUACAUUGGCCAAGUCAGCCCUGGCCUUAACCCUGGAGCUGCUGCCAAUUUUAGCCUUUUCAAAUGGAUGAAGUCCCUUUUGAUACCAUCGUUCAGGAGACUGCAAUCCCCUCCGGAGCAGAUUAUUUUGACACCAUCCCUGGCCAGGGUUGACAUGGAGAUGACUCAGCUCACCAAGGAAAAUGCAGACUUUGCCUCUAGGGACCGGUACCACCAUUCCUCACUUGUGAGCAGGGAAGAGCUGAUAAAUCGGUUCUAGGAACUUUCAGGGAUGGAAACCUUUAUUUCCAGGAAGCUGCCCCAUGGGAGUAGUGGACCUACACCCUGAAACCAUGGUGGGACUGGUCCCAUUCAGUGUGAAAGGGCAUCUCAGCUUCCCCAUUGAUAAGAACACAGACAACUGGAGGAACAAUAGAAGAAAUCUGGAAUCUGGAGAGCUGCUGGCUAAGAGCA
Dromiciops gliroides (monito del monte) is the source of this 2306-nucleotide messenger RNA. RefSeq names its product solute carrier family 12 member 8 (gene SLC12A8). Gene Ontology annotation, molecular function: potassium:chloride symporter activity. NCBI's taxonomy places the organism in Eukaryota, Metazoa, Chordata, Mammalia, Microbiotheria, Microbiotheriidae. The transcript is spliced from 13 exons. Gene Ontology annotation, biological process: potassium ion homeostasis; chloride transmembrane transport; potassium ion import across plasma membrane. The record is from RefSeq and is a predicted model, not a curated record. Gene Ontology annotation, cellular component: membrane. Bases 1 to 2112 code for a protein of 703 amino acids.